ACGACAAAAGGUCAAGAAAGGGGACGGAUUCAGAAACAGAACUGUUGGUAAAAAGUCAUGAGUGACUCGUGUCCUUUUAUCGAAACAGAAUCACAUCAACUUUAAGAUGUUUAAGUAUCUUUAAGAACUCUGGAGGGAGGAAAGGUGGAUAAGAUCUUUAACUUAAAGAGUGUGGGUACAAAACUUCUCAGGGUCAUAAAGGGAAGUUUCUGCUACCACAGGAAGUUGAUUCUCUAAGCCUCUUAAAGAAAUGCUUAUUAAGGAAGUUACACAUUGAAAAGCACGACAACAAGAGGACGAGAUAAAGGAGCAAGAUGCAUCAACUCAGAAGGACUAAACUGUCUUUAAUUGUGAUACUAACGCUGCUGGUUACAGCUGUAACUGGAGAUGAUACCGCCUCCCUCACAGUCAGACUUGGACAUGAUGUCACUUUGCCAUGUGGAAAUGUGAUUAAAGAUCAGCAGAAAUGUGACAGUACUUCUUUGCUUUUCAGUCGUGAUAGUGGGAGCACAGCAGUAGAGCUGGUUACACUCGGGAAUAUAAAUAAAAAUGAGAAAGCUAAAGCUAAGAGGCUAAAUGUUGCAGAGGAUUGUUCUCUGGUUAUUAAAAGUGUCACACGUGAAGAUGUUGGUCGUUACACCUGCAGACAGAUCAGAUCAGGAGAACAAGUUUCAGAAGCUCGUGUGUUGCUGAAUGUUAUUAACAUUGAAUUGGACGAUGCCUUCAGGUUUUACUGCUCUGUGUUCAGUUAUGGAGACUGUGCCCACACAGUGCAGUGGUAUUAUAAGGGUGAUGAGACAGAUAUAUCACAACACCAACAGUUAACCUGUACAGCCGUUGUGAUAUUUACAACUCCUCAUGUUGUUCAGAAGUCAAACUUUAAUGAGUUGCUGUUUUGUAACGUGACAGACAAAAAGAGUGGACAAACACUGCUGUGUAAUGUCGACCCCGGGUCAUCAUGUGAGAAAACAGGAAGCACAUCAGCAGGAGGAAACGAGAAAAUGGAGGACGAAACUCUGAAGAAACCAGGUUGGAUCAGGUUCAUCAUUGUGUCUGUGGGACUGGCAGUACUCAUAAUCAUUUUUGUGACGAUCAGCAUAUGGGUGAGAACUAAAGAGAACAAAACGCAGAUGGAUCACAAUGCUGUUGAAAAUGAUGAAGGUGAAGCUUCAGUAAUCUAUGAAAACUCUGGAGGUCAUGAUGCUUCUGUCAGAUUCCAGUGAACAACAACGUCAGGAUCAAUAUCACCUGAAAAGAGAAGAAAACAUGAAGAUGAAGGAAAGACGGGCAUCAUUUUCAGUCUUUUUUAGCUCCUUUAGUUCCUUCUAGUUUAACAACUUCAGAUUUAUUUUUUUAAUGGGGGGGCGAGCUUUUUAUGACUUGAUUUGUGAGUCAGGACAGUGGAUAGAGUCAGAAAUCAGGCAGAGAGAUAGAGUGGGGAAUGACAUGCGGGAAAGCCGCCACAGGUCCCCGGGCCGCCCGCUUUGAGGACUGUGGCCUCAUUAGGGCGAGCGCAGUAACCACGAGGCUAAGAUUUCAAACCUCUUGUUAAAGCUUUGCCAUAGAUUGUAAGGUGCAACAGUAGCUCAGUCUGUAGGGACAUGAGGCGUGCACUCUAACCACGAGGCUAUUGGCGCCCCAACAACUCCAGAUUUGUAUUAAAGAUUUGAAACAUGUUUCUGUGGGGCGUCAGUAGAUCAGGCUGUAUGAACUUGGGUUGGAAACCGGAGGGUUGUCUGCUCUAGUCCAGAUGCGGAUCAAAAUAUGGAAGUUGGUCUGGUUGCUGGAGAGGUGUCAGGUCACUUCCUGAGUACUGCAGAGGUGCCCUUGAGCAAAGCACUGAACCCCCAAAAGCUCUGGUGCACUCCCUGUGUAGCAGCCUCACUCUGAUAUCUCUCUAUUAAUGCAUGUCCACAGGUCCUGUUUGUGUAUUUCAGGCCUACAGAAUGUAGCAUGUCUCUCAAUAACAAAGUGCAAAUCAGAACUUCCCCUGGGGGAUUAAUAAAGUAUGUAAAAGUAAAAAUAUUAAAAGUCAAAUGAACUCUUUGUGUUUACAAGACGGUUAAUAAUUGUCAUUUAUUGUAAGGAUUUCAUGAUGCAUAAGCUUGUCUUCUGUGUGUUUUUUUUUUAUAAAUCUUUGCAGUACUAAGGACUGCAGCCACUAGGACUGCAGCCUCAGUACAUGGGGCACACGUUCUAACCAAUUGGCCACCAACACCCCUGGACAAUGUAAUCUGAAGGAGAACAUUCUCGCAGCACAACAAAGAUGUCCAACUAAGCAACAGAGUCAGGCACCAUGAUAACAAUUUAUGGAAUCAACAAAACUGCUGCAUUUGUUUUAUUGUUGCUGAAACGGUGUGUUCGCCUAUCUGUGUAUUUAUUCACUGUUGUGCUAGCUCACUUUCAGUUAACUGCUUUCACCAUCAGAAAGACCAAUGUACCUGCUGUUGAAUCAAAGUCUGGGCACUGGCUUUCUUGUGUUUAAGUAAUAGCUACUGAACUUAUAUCAGAGAUCUGCUUCAAAGGCCAAGCCACAUGGCUCCCUUGUGAUGUCACCACAUUGUGCAUUUUCUCUCUCUGCCUCCCUAACUCUCUCACUCUCUCUCUCUCUCUCUCUCACACACACACACACACACACACACACACACACACACCCACACACACACACACACACACACACACACACACACACACACACACAAAUGCACAUACACUCUCAUGUGCCCCUUUGUUUGCUUGUAUAUAUUUUGUUUGCUGUAGUUUAGUUUAUAAUAUUUAUUUGUUUCAUUGAGUUUCAUUGAUUGCAGUUGUUGUUGCUUUAUUAAAUAAAUUCUGUUAUAAUU
Labrus mixtus (cuckoo wrasse) is the source of this 2843-nucleotide messenger RNA. RefSeq lists its product as uncharacterized. Bases 315 to 1223 code for a protein of 302 amino acids. Gene Ontology annotation, cellular component: external side of plasma membrane; membrane raft. Gene Ontology annotation, biological process: T cell activation; interleukin-15-mediated signaling pathway; positive regulation of ERK1 and ERK2 cascade. Lineage: Eukaryota; Metazoa; Chordata; Actinopteri; Labriformes; Labridae. The transcript is spliced from 7 exons. The record is from RefSeq and is a predicted model, not a curated record. Gene Ontology annotation, molecular function: protein tyrosine kinase binding; MHC class II protein binding.